Molecule: messenger RNA, 2312 nt
Organism: Drosophila albomicans
Lineage: Eukaryota; Metazoa; Arthropoda; Insecta; Diptera; Drosophilidae
Product: hydroxylysine kinase
Exons: 3
Coding region: 199-1479 (426 amino acids)
Molecular function (GO): amino acid kinase activity
Source: RefSeq, a predicted model, not a curated record
AAUUGCGACGUCGUCUCCAACCAGACCACACAACUGAAAUUCAAUUCAAUUUCAUUUGGCUUUCGAGCGCAAAACCGAGCACAUUUCAAUCAUCAUCAUUAUUAUCAACGUCGUAUUCUGAUCUGUUGUUUUAUUCGUUUCGUUUUACUCGUUUCGUUUGUUGCAUUCCCCCGAUAAAGCCAACAACAACAGCGAAAAAUGGAGCAGUGGAAUAAUGUGGAGCUGACGAGCAUUACCAAAAAGUCAUACACCCUGAAUCACGAUUACGACGAUGCCGCCAAGCCGAACAAGGCUAACGACACCGACUCAACUCCCCAAAAUUCCAAUGGCAACAGCAACGGUAACGUCAAUGACCAGGUGGCGUCGUCGGAUGGCGAUAAAGUGCUGCAACCUGGCUCGGAUAUCAAGCCCAAGAUGCGGCCAGAAGAUGUCGAGCCGUUGGUACGUCGUCUAUACGGAAUUACCGUCAGUGAGCUGAAGGAACUCAUCUCCUACGAUGAUCGCAACUACUUGAUAAAGGAAGAUUGCAAUGUAAAGAAUCCACUAAUUGUCACUCAUUGCCCGUUGGGGUAUGUGUUGAAAAUUCUUAAUGCUUUGGACUCGAAAAAAGAAGAAUUCGUGGAUGCUCAGAACCAACUGCUGCUCUACCUUUCCAAACAGCAAGUAAAGUGCCCACGUCCUAUUGCCAAUGCACGCGGCAAAUAUUAUUCGGUGGAGCAGCUCAAUGGCAAUGCACAUGUGGUGCGUCUACUGGACUUCAUACCGGGUAAAAUGUUCCAUGAGGUCGAGGUGACUAAGAAUCUGCUCUUUCAAUGCGGCGAGUACUUGGCCAAAUUGGAUCGUGCUCUCAAAAACUUUACUCAUAAGGCCUACGACACGCACAAGACCCUGUGGAUGCUGCAAUCGGUGCCGCAGUUGCGAGAUUUCCUCUACGCCCUUCAGGAUCAUCAGCGUAAAGCGUUGUGCGAGGAGAUCAUUGAGGCAUUCGAGUCAAAGGUGUUGAGUGUGUUGUCCACGCUGGAGCUGCAGAUCAUACACGGCGACUAUAACGAGCAGAAUAUUCUGGUUAGUUCAUCAAAAGACGGAUCACUGGAUUCGUAUCGCGUCACAGGCGUCAUUGACUUCGGAGACACGAAUCGUUCGCCGUUGAUCUUCGAGUUGGGCAUUGCCAUGAGCUACAUGAUGCUGCAAGCCAAGGAUUUGGCUAGCGGAGGCAUUUUCCUCGCUGGCUACACCAGCAUUCAGUCAAUUAGCGCCACAGAGCGCAGCUAUCUCAAGUAUUGUGUGGCGGCUCGUCUCGCCCAGAGUCUGGUGAUGGGCGCCUACACACAUACGCUGCAUCCGGGCAAUGAUUACGUGUUGGUCACGCAGGCCCAAGGCUGGAUACUGUUGGAGCAGUUGUGGCGCGACAGUUUCGAGUCCAUCGAUGAACUGUGGCAGACAACGGCUCAUCAGUAUCUCACGCAAAGCAAUAAGUAAUCCACAUCCAAGUCCGUCCAAUAAGCAACUGUCAACUUUUGUCAAUUAGUAUUUUGAGCCUUGUCAAGUUUUAAGUAUUGAAAAUUUGCAUUUUACUUUAUUAUUUGUAUGUAUAAUUAUUAUAUUAUUACUGUUUAUUUUUAUUAUAUAUAUAUAUACCUUUAAUUUUUACAAUAAAACUUGUUAAACAGUUAAAUGUACAGAAAUACAUUUGAUGCAUUUUCAAAAUAGUUAUUGGAUAUUUUUGUUUUGUGUGUUUUGCGGUGUUUUUGAAAAAGUUCUUGAUCAGUGGCAAAAUGGCAAUGAGUGUUUACGGAGCUGUGGCAAAUUGAACUAAUUAACAGCUACGUAAAUUACAUGCGAUUUCCAAUCGAUAUAUAUAUAUAUAUAUAUAUAUAUAUAUAAUUUAUAUUACUAUAUGCUAUAUUUAUUAUAAAAAAAAAAAGACUUAAACAAUAUGCAAUAUACAAGCAAAUCGAACGGAUUGCUGUUAUCUCUCUCAACUUAUAAAAUAUCGCGCUUAAUAAUGGUUUUUGUAUCUUUUUCUUUUUUGUUAAAUACAUUAAUAUCUAAUUACUACAUAGUCACGUCUACUUAAGAGCUACUUAUCUAUAUAAGGGGGUCUUAGAGCCUAGCAAAAUGUACAGAUAAAGCCUGCACUACCAAAAAAAUUCGCAAUGCAAAUUCUCCGAGACGUUGCACUUUGCACUAAAAUAUUUAUGUAGAUAUUACACAGAUUUUUAUCUCUGCUCCUAUCAUAGCGCAAAAGAUAAUUUAAAUAUACAAUAUACAGUUAAAUAAACACUUUGCAUUUUACACAGCUUGAAAAUCAA